AUGUGGCGAACGGCAUCCGAAUUCUUCGCUAAUCCUUGGACAGUCCCUGCUAUCAAUCCUCACAUUGUGGAGGAAUUUGAGCGACUAAAAGGAGAGCCAACAAUAGCCAAAGCUCAGUCCAAGUUUAAGAAGCGACUCGCAUCCACGCCAGCGAACCUGAAAGGUGCCAAGGCACACGAUUCUCCCGAGAACCUCAAUCCAAGCAAUGAACCCAUGGAAUUUGUUGAAAUCGUUUGGCAUGCCUUGACAACGGCGUUUCCAACAAAACAAGGUUGGAACCAGAACGAAGAACUUCUCAGCUAUUUACACACAACAACAAUCCUAUUUUAUGAUUUCUACGCUGCCCAUCAGAAGUGGCCACCAACCAUGGGCUCGAAUGACAACAACUCACAAGAGAUGGCUUUGAAAUCGACGAGGACUGCACCUGAGCACGCUCAGGAAGGUCUGGAGGCAACAACCCGCUCGAAUUCUACCACCCUAUUGACGGUUGACCUUGUGAAGGACAACCCCUGUGAACACAAACUCUCCAUGUUGUACGGCAAAUUUGUCUUGUUUCUUUCUCUGGAAAAGAUACAGCAGACCGAUUUUCUUGGUCUACCCUUCCAAAUCCCCACCAACAGAGUGGGAGCGCCAAUCUGCCCAUUGACAGAUGACUUGAGAGAAUUGCAUCCAAUUCUUUCCUUGGAAAAGGUAUUUUCAUUUGAACAUAUACAUACUUGUCUGACCUAG
Cylindrotheca closterium is the source of this 729-nucleotide messenger RNA. The record is from the annotation of a GenBank genome assembly. Lineage: Eukaryota; Bacillariophyta; Bacillariophyceae; Bacillariales; Bacillariaceae.